AUGACUGCUAUUACCCGCCGUAAGUGUUACCUGGGGACCCCUCCGCCGCCACGCCCCGGGGGACUCCGCACAGUCCCUCCCUUCCCUCCUUCCCACCUCCCUCAGGCCGCGCCCCACAUCCUUGCACCCUCUCUCAGGUUCCCGAGCCUAAAAAGUAGGUUAGAGAAGGAUAUAUGCAGGCCGGACACAGCCCAGUCUGGCCGCGGUGACAUGGGGGACCUGGGGAGUGUCCUCAGCAGCCACCCAGGGUCUGUAGGGACCUUCUCGCUGCACCACACUCUGGGAGCAAGACCUUGUGCAGAGGAGCAGGAGCAAAGCAGCGCCUGCAGCAAGAUCAAGACGAUGAUUUCUUCAUCAAGUGAUGACUCUGAAGACAGCAAGUUUCCCAGUGACCUGUCAGAAGACUCUAGUGGAGAGUCGUCGUCUGUAACUCUUCCACAGAAGGAGAGCAAGAUUCCUUCAUCAACCUCUCGCAGCAACAACAGGAUCAGUAAACGAAAUGUAUGCCACUGCACAGUGGCGCCCAGCAGGCGUCCCUUGCCACCUCUCACUGGCACCUGGCGCCGGAGGAGCCCGCGCCUCGCCGACAGGCGUCACUACACCCUGCUCCACGACUCGCAUAACAAGCCACCAGGCCCCAUCGCACGCCAGCAACAAGAAACGGCCAUGGCUCCACCGGACACCGCCUCCCCAGCUCCCCCCUUCAGGGCUCCAGCCUUCAACAGCCACGACCCCAACAUGUGGUUUACCAUCUUGGAGCUGAACUUCAAGGCAAACAACAUCACUGAGGCCUUGAAACAGUUCACUCACGCCUGCACUCUCCUGCCACCCGAGGUCCUCUUGCAAGUCUCGGACGCCAUCGCGAAAGCCCCCUCUUCGGACAAUCCCUACGACGACCUCAAGCAAGCCGUCCUCAAACGCCUUGCGUCGUCGGUGUCGACACGCUUGCAAGAGCUACUAAAGAAGGAGGAGCUGGGGAAUGAAAAGCCAUCAGAUCUGCUUAGGCGGAUGAAGAGGUUGUUGGGCGAUCAGCCCAACACAAUGGACAAGACCAUGUUCGCCCACCUCUUUUAUCAGCGACUUCCUCCAGCACUACAGAGCAGCUUAUUCAGCGUGAAAGAUAAGCUCGACCUAGCAGACCUCGCGCAGCUGGCUGACGACUAUAUGUCGACAGUUCCGUCGGCAACGCCACCGUCUUCAGUCGCCACUGUCACUAACACAGCAGACGUCCAGCAACUCACCCACAUUGUGUCGCAGCUGGCCCUGCAGCCCAAGUCACAGCUACUUCACGUCUACGACCGACGCACCGGAAUUAAGUUCCUCGUCGACACCGGCGCUGAGGUCAGUGUCCUGCCUGCCACAGACAGCCAGAAGAGGUUGCCUGUAACCACGCACCUCUAUGCAGCCAACGCCUCGAAAAUCCCUGUGUACGCGCGGCAGACACUACACCUCGAACUCAACCUCCGCCGCUCCUUCGACUGGACCUUUUACGUGGCAGCUGUGACCCAACCCAUCCUAGGCGCCGAUUUCCUACGCCACCACGACCUCCUAGUCGACUUGAAGCACGGCACGCUGCUGGAUCGUCUCACUUCCCUGCGGACCCGUGGCCGAACGGCACCUGGCGAGAGCACCGGAAUCUCCGCAGUCUGCCGAGAUAACCCCUUCGCCGCCAUCCUCAAGGGUUUCCCAACACUAACACAGCCAUACUCAGCCACGCAGCCAGUGAAACAUCACGUCCUGCACUACAUAGAGACCACCGGACCACCUGUUUUCGCCAAGGCUCGUCGCUUAGCACCAGAACGCUACAAACAGGUCAGGGCCGAGUUUGAGUCUCUGAUGCAGCAAGGCAUCAUCCGCCCAAGCUCCAGCAACUGGUCGUCUGCGCUUCACGUCGUCCCCAAGAAAAACGGUGACAUACGCCCUUGCGGGGACUACAGAGCCCUAAACUCCCGCACCGAGAUGGACAGGUAUCCAGUGCCUAACAUUCAGGAGUUUUCCUCACAACUGCACGGCUCUACAAUUUUCUCCAGGAUCGACCUCGUAAAGGCCUUCCAUCAGAUCCCCAUCAACCCCGAGGACAUCCCGAAGACGGCCAUAAUCACGCCCUUCGGACUAUAUGAAUACACUAGGAUGCCCUUCGGUCUCAAGAACGCUGCUCAAACAUUCCAGCGCUUCAUGGACGAAGUUUUGCGAGGACUGCAGUUCUGCUUCACUUACGUCGAUGACAUUCUUGUUGCCAGCCCAGACGACGCUGCUCAUCGCCAACACCUCGAGCAAGUCUUCACUCGUCUGAAGGACUACGGCAUCCAGGUCAACGCCGACAAGUCCGUGUUCGGCGUGCCUUCAGUCGACUUCCUCAGCCACACUGUGUCCUCCUCAGGCUUCACCCCAACUGCAAGUCGCUGUACUGCCAUCCAGAAUUUCCCGAAGCCCACAACUCAGCGCCAGUUGAAGCAGUUCCUCGGGAUGCUGAACUAUUACAACAGGUUCAUUCCCCGAUGCGCGCUCCUCCUCCAGCCUCUCUACGCCUUAGUGAAGCCAGCCAAACGAGGCCAGUCCGUCACCCUUGCCUGGACGCCCGCAGCUGAGGACGCUUUCCUCGCUGCCCGGAAGGCGCUCACAUCCACAGCGCUCAGUUUCCCUGCCCCAGACGCCCCUACUUCCAUCGCCACGGACGCCUCCGACACCGGAGUUGGAGCAGUGCUACAGCAGCACAUCGACGGUGCCUGGAAACCCGUCGCCUUCUUCUCCAAGAAACUCAACACUGCCGAGAAGAAGUACAGCGCCUUCGACAAAGAGCUCCUCGCCAUCUACAAGGCAUUGAAGCACUUCCAGUACUUUGUCGAAGGACGUCAGUUUCAUAUCUACACUGACCACAAGCCGCUGACGAGCACCUUCAUCAAGAACAAGUCAUCCUACUCACCACGUCAACUGCGCCACGUAGACUUCAUCUCUCAGUUCACCACGGACCUCCGUUACGUGAAAGGUGAAGAUAACGCCCCAGCCGAUGCCCUGUCACGCAACAUCUGUGCCACAUCUACCUCUCUCAUCGAUUACGCCGCCAUUGCUGCCGAUCAGGCCGACGACGCCGAGCUGCAGCAACUGAAAGAAAACGCCGCACUACAGAUGAAGAGAGUACAGCUACCAGGCACUCAAGUGCACAUCUACGCUGACGUCUCGACCAACACCGUCAGACCAUACCUGCCUCAACGGCACAGGUAUCCACUCUUCCGUCAGCUGCACGACCUCUCACAUCCUGGCAUCAGAGCUUCACAACACAUGAUGACGUCCCGAUUCAUCUGGACCGCCAUCAACAAGGACGUGAGAGACUGGACACGUAGGUGCACCACCUGUCAGGCCUCCAAGGUGACGCGACACACACGCUCCCCUACAGCCACCUUCACGCCAGUCUCCACACGCUUCGAACACGUCCAUAUCGACCUCGUUGGCCCUCUUCCUCACUCCGACGGCUGCCGCUACAUCCUCACCUGUGUCGACCGCUUCACUCGCUGGCCAGAAGCUGCACCGCUGACUGACAUCUCCACUGACACCGUUGCACGUGCCUUUAUCAGCACGUGGAUCUCACGCUUCGGUGUUCCUGUCAGCCUCACUUCUGACCGCGGCGGCCAGUUUGAGUCCAGUGUCUGGAACAAACUGAUGACACUACUCGGCAUUCGACGGUACAGGACUGCCAGCUACCAUCCUCAGGCCAACGCUACAGUGGAACGUUUCCACCGCCAGCUGAAGUCGUCACUGAUGGCUUCCAGCGACCAACGCGAGAAGUGGAACGCCACCUUACCCCUCGUCCUCCUCGGCAUCCGGACGUCCCUCAAGCAGGACCUUCAUCACUCUUCUGCCGAGCUCGUAUACGGCACCACUCUUCGACUCCCUGGCGAGCUCCUUACCAGCUCACCCGACGCCGGCCCCUGCAGCGUCCAAGACUUCGCCAGCAGUCUUAAGGAGUCGAUGAGAAGCCUGCAGCCGGUGCAACCUCGCACGCACCCCGCCAAGACCUUCGUCAGCCAGGACCUCGAAGACUGCACACACGUCUUCGUCAGGGUUGACGCUGUCCGUAAACCACUACAGCGCCCCUACGAAGGCCCCUUCGAGGUCCUCCGCAGGACGAGGAAAAACAUCACCAUCAACAGAAACGGCUCUUCCGACGUCAUAGCCAUAGACCGAGUCAAGCCCGCCUACAUCCUGCACACCCCGACGGCACCUCACGACCCGACAUCGCUGGCCACGCCUUCAGCACCACGCGCCACAGCUAAGCAGCACAUCGCUAGCACCACCCACCCACACUCUGAGGACCUGGCAGGGACAGUCUUCCAAGCGACAGGCAGGCGUUUCACACGGCCUCACAAUGCUGACCUACACACUGCGGCGCCACCCUCCUCCCGGGACCUGGGCUGGGGACGAGAAUACCUGAGUGAGGAGGGCGGGAGCGAGGCAUGGCUGAGACACGCCCCGACACCUCAUCAGCCUCCAGGAAAGACGGACAGCAGGCCCUCACAGCCCCUCACAGGCCCUCCCAGCCCCUCACAGCCCGCCAAGGAGGGUGGAGUCAAAAGCUUCUCGUCUCCUCGAUUCCUCUCCUCUAACAGUCUUGAUUCCCUCGCUCACCGCCGCAGUGUUGCAUCUCUUACCAUGGUCUACCGAUAUUUCCAUGGUUACUGCUCCUCUGAACUUGCUAACUAUCUACGUACCUGCUCCUAUCCUGCGGCUUCACUGCACAAGACUACUUACUCUCCUCCAGAACCUUCACUCUUUCAUCUCUAUUACAGACCUGCACAGGAGCGUCCCAGGCAGAGGAAGAAGCUGAGCAGCCACCAUAAAGAGGAACAUCUUACGCCCUCACACCGCCACACCUUUGUCUUCUCCUACGACGCCUGCAUCCUGGUGCCGCGGACUUCAGAAUAA
Scylla paramamosain (green mud crab) is the source of this 4920-nucleotide messenger RNA. RefSeq lists its product as uncharacterized. The transcript has 11 exons. Gene Ontology annotation, biological process: DNA integration; proteolysis. The coding region runs from base 1 to 4920 and encodes 1639 amino acids. Gene Ontology annotation, molecular function: aspartic-type endopeptidase activity; nucleic acid binding. The record is from RefSeq and is a predicted model, not a curated record. Lineage: Eukaryota; Metazoa; Arthropoda; Malacostraca; Decapoda; Portunidae.